Hippocampus zosterae (dwarf seahorse) is the source of this 3417-nucleotide messenger RNA. RefSeq names its product transmembrane protein 184B-like. NCBI's taxonomy places the organism in Eukaryota, Metazoa, Chordata, Actinopteri, Syngnathiformes, Syngnathidae. Bases 532 to 1812 code for a protein of 426 amino acids. Gene Ontology annotation, molecular function: transporter activity. The transcript has 11 exons. The record is from RefSeq and is a predicted model, not a curated record. Gene Ontology annotation, biological process: transport.
CACUGCGCAUGUGCAAAAAUGUGACGUUUACUUUGGCAUCCACGGGUGGCGAUGUGAAGGACUAACGGCACAGGCGUAUUGGUCUUCAAAAGGAAGUUACAAGAUCGUCGUCACUCUCGUUUUAAGGCUUACUUCAAAACUUUGGGGGUUUUUCACCUGAAUGUACACCGAAAAUACAAGCUAAUACAGGACGUGAACGGCAAGCUAACGCGAACUAGCAUUACCGCCUCAAGCCCCCAGCUAUACACACAUUUGCUAGCUGUUGGAAACGGGCAAAUAUUUUUGUGUUGGAGCAGCAGUGCAACGUUUCUUUCGUCCGAAUGCAACCGUUGAGAUGGUUGUCCUGAAAAAGCGCGUCACUGACCCGUGAUGAGCUAAAUUGAUGUUUGGAUACCAAACGGUACCGCUGACAGAUAACUGCGGAGGAGUCAGCAGAUGACGAGAGUGAGCGAGGCAGCCUCCACGCCUGCGGACACAUGUUGACCUGUCACAAAGACUACCGAUUAGUAGAGCAUCCCUGCCUAGCAAUAUAUGAGUGGACUCUGGAGGCGAGACAUGGCUUUGUCAGAGAGGCUGGCGAAUGACUCUCCAGCAGGCCUUGCACUCAAGGCCCCCGCGACGAUGCCCCCUCAGGGCUCAAACUCUUCCUUCAUACCAGAAACCCCGGUGGUCACCGCAGAGCAGCCCAUUUUCCUCAUGACCUCUACCGCCCAAACGAUAUCAGGUUUUUUUGUUUGGACGGCACUGCUGAUCACAUGUCACCAGAUCUACAUGCACCUACGUUACUACAGCUCCCCAAAUGAGCAGAGACAUAUAGUGAGGAUUCUCUUCAUUGUCCCAAUUUAUGCCUUUGACUCCUGGCUCAGCCUUCUGUUCUUUACCAAUGAGGAGUACUACGUGUACUUUGACACCGUCAGAGACUGCUACGAAGCCUUCGUCAUCUACAACUUUCUCAGUCUGUGUUACGAAUAUCUGGGAGGCGAGAGUGCCAUCAUGGCUGAAAUCAGAGGAAAACCCAUUGAGUCGAGUUGCAUGUAUGGGACCUGUUGUCUGUGGGGCAAGACCUACUCCAUUGGCUUCCUCAGGUUCUGCAAACAGGCCACUCUGCAGUUCUGUGUGGUCAAACCACUAAUGGCCAUCAUCACCGUCAUUCUCCAGGCCUUUGGGAAAUACAAAGAUGGCGAUUUCAAUGUGGCAAGUGGCUACUUGUACGUGACCAUCAUCUACAACAUCUCAGUCAGCCUGUCGCUGUACGCGCUCUUCCUCUUCUACUUUGCCACAAGAGAGUUACUGGUCCCCUACAGCCCCGUGCUGAAGUUCUUCAUGGUCAAGUCUGUCAUCUUCCUUUCCUUCUGGCAAGGAAUGCUGCUGGCCAUUCUUGAGAAGUGUGGUGCCAUUCCGCAGAUAAACUCUGCUGACUUUUCUGUGGGUGAGGGAACCGUCGCUGCCGGCUACCAGAACUUCAUCAUUUGCAUUGAGAUGUUCUUCGCCGCCGUUGCUCUGCGCCACGCCUUCACCUACAAGGUCUAUAUGGACAAAAGGCUGGAUUCAUAUGGCUCAUUUCCGAUCUAUGGACAGUACGGCCGCUGUGCACCAAUGAAGAGCAUCUCCAGCAGUCUGAAGGAGACGAUGAACCCAGGGGACAUGCUUCAAGACGCCAUCCAUAACUUCUCGCCAGCUUAUCAGCAGUAUACCCAGCAAUCCACCCUGGAGCGAGGCGGAGGGCCAGCUCUUUCUCGCAGCCACAGUAACCUCAGCACCAGAGGGGACAAUGAGAAGACGCUGCUGCUCAGCUCUGACGAUGAGUUCUGAGAUUCCACCACGUCUUUCUUUCAGAAGCCAUGACCGAGAUAAGGAAUUGAGGGGAAAGUUUGGGUGUUUCUAGAAUAUGUUCAUUAGACGGCAAAGUUAUGACUUUUGUUAUUAGCGUCAAAGAGGCCGUUAGAGCAUGGAAGCUGUGUUUGCAAUUUGUGUUUGAUUCACCAUAUGGCUACAUGUAGCUUCCUGAUACUGCACUUUAAACCCCACAGCUAAAGCUAGACGACGGCUACUGUACGUAUAUUGAGCUGCAGCUACAAAGUGCCAUCAUUUUCUGACUUGUGGUGGCUUUUGUCAACUUUUGUCAUGUUCACUCUUGGGUUGAAGUUAUACCGGAAACUUGCCAAAUAGUGAGAGGAGGAAAAUGGACUCCCAAUUAAUAACACACUGACAGAUUAUUUUUUUCUCAACUGAAUCAGGGCUUUAUUCACACAUAUACAAAUGUAUGAAAAUCAUUCCAUAUAAAACCUUGAAGGUAUGGAUUAGGUAUGAACAUUGUUAUUCCAGAAAUGGCAUAUGGCACUUGGUUUAGAUGGGGGCGGGGGACAACUGUCAUGGCGCGACUGAAGCUGAUGACCUGCUAAUAUUUGCGAAUCACCAAGGGAUGUGAUUUAGGAGAGAUUUUAGUGGGCUGGGAAAAAUGACAGAAGGGCAACGCCCACACAGAUUAGUGAAUAUGCAGCAUGGCCCAGCUGUGGCGUGCACUGGAUUGUAAUCUCACAAUUAAGGUCACUGCAUGUAUUCCGGAUCAAGGCGGCCUUGAGUCAGUAGGUAAAUUGUUACAGACAGAUAAACAAAAACAUGAAAGAGGAUAAACAUGACUGCAUUUGUUUCUUAAAAUGGAAUUGUUGCUUUUACGAUGCAGAGAUGCUGUGUAAGGGGAAAUGCAAGAGCCUCACGACAGUCAAUCCCAGGAGGCAACCGAAAACUAACCCAUAUUAAUGUUAUUAUUUCAAGACGGACUGUGUUUGGGUAGACUUUUGUUCAUCAGGUGCUGUUGAUUUUGUGUUUUUGCGGCAGCCAGUAGACGUUUGUGGUUGUGAUUGUCAAUGUUUGAUGGCGGAGCACUGCGGCAAACCCCCACUGUUGCCUCAAAGUAACGAUUGCCUGUUUUUGGCAAAUGCAAAACAGCGUGUCGAAUGUGGGUUAAGUAAAGAGAGCUAAAGUUAAUUCAAAACUAAUGUGGGGGCCAUGAUCAAUGGACACAAAUGGCAUUUUCUAGCUGUGACAACUAUUCCAGUUGCAUUUCCGACAAACUCAUGUCUGCGAUGAUUAAUACAUCAUUUAUCCAGCCUUUCAUUGAAUCUUUUUCCUCUUAAUACAAUUAUAAGAUCCCAUAAUUGAAUUGGAUGUAUUACAUGAGGACACAUUCCAGAAAGAAAAUAAUGUUGUGAAUAACAGUUUAAACACUGUAAAACAUUUCAUGAUUAUGACUUUAAUGGCAUUGCUACAUAUAGUACUAUGUUUUACUAUUUUAAUUUUGAUACAUUGCUGUUAUGUUUCUCUUGUAUACAUUUGAUCUGUGUAUUGUUGGUAUUAUAUACUUUUAUGCUGUUGGGUUUUGUUAGUGUUGAAAGGGAAAUAAACGUUUAGACAAAA